Messenger RNA from Danio rerio (zebrafish), 1138 nucleotides. It is a transcript of the gene cntf, whose product is annotated as ciliary neurotrophic factor. NCBI's taxonomy places the organism in Eukaryota, Metazoa, Chordata, Actinopteri, Cypriniformes, Danionidae. Gene Ontology annotation, molecular function: ciliary neurotrophic factor receptor binding. Gene Ontology annotation, biological process: negative regulation of neuron apoptotic process; ciliary neurotrophic factor-mediated signaling pathway. Gene Ontology annotation, cellular component: extracellular region. The record is from RefSeq and is marked predicted.
GAGGAGGAGUUUACGGUAGUUUCUGAACUACAUCUCUAAACGGGUGAACGGUGUUUCAGAAGUCGUGCUGUAAGUCAUGCGAAAUCUCCUGGCUUCAGUGAAAUAACCGCAAGUUUAACAAGAGACAAACAGGGCUGGAGACUCUCCAUUCAACAGCCUACGGUGUGUUUUGAGUCUAAAUGGCUGGCAGAGGUACAAACGGUCGUCAUGGGUUGCGGGGCCGCGCAGGGACAAGCGCAGCUCUUGCCCGGCUUCUCCACAAGGAAUGCAUCCAACUCCUCAAGUCAUACAGAAACAGUGAAUCACUGCCGUCUUCACCAGUGGAAGGAGGUCACCUAAUAUCCAUCCCUCCGCUGGUUCCUCAGCUGUCAGAUGAAGAAAAAAUAUCCAUCCUGCACGCCGCGCUCAAGGAGUGUCUGCGACUACUGGAAGAUGUCAUUACCCGGGAGGAUGAAGAGUUUCCUGAUGAAGACAGUGAAUAUAAGAGGUUACGGAAAACUGUGAGGGAUCGACUGAGGCACCUGUUGGCAAGCACAGAGCAGAUGAUGGUGGACGGACAGAAAUUCGAAGCUGAAGUAAAAGAGGAGCUGGACGGUCGGGCGACUGGUGGGAGUUUUGGACUGAAGAUGUGGAUCGUGCGGGUGUUCCAGGAGCUUGUUCACUGGACAGGGCAAACUUCAGACGCCCUCAGCUCUCUGCCAGCAGAGAAGGAGAAAGCACCAGUGUCCCGACGGACAAGAAGAGGUGCUGGGAAACUAAGGAAGUGAUACAAGAUAUAAGAGAAGCUAAAAAGAGUGUGAAAGGGGGGAGCGGAAGAGGACAGUAUGAUAAGAAUGAAUACAAGGAAUUUCAUUGCAGCAUGGAGAAUGUAGAGAGGGUCUGGAUGCAGUUACUAGCAUUCCAGCAUGCGGAAAAGUAGGAGGGGAGGGUUUGAACAAGAUAUUAUCUAAUCAAAGUUAUUUUAAUAUAUUUUCUCAGUCUUUUAAAGUAAGAUUUUAAACUGUAGCAAUAAAUGUAAAUGCCUUUAGAGAUUAAUUCUUACUUAUUUACCACGUACUGUACGGUUUUAAUACCUUUUAAGAUUGUUGACCUUUAGAUUGUAGAUCCAUAACUGACACUAUGGAAAGAGUGACUGUGG